This is a messenger RNA of Aureobasidium pullulans EXF-150, 3161 nucleotides long. RefSeq lists its product as uncharacterized. The coding region runs from base 239 to 2746 and encodes 835 amino acids. The record is from RefSeq and is a predicted model, not a curated record. Gene Ontology annotation, cellular component: nucleus. NCBI's taxonomy places the organism in Eukaryota, Fungi, Ascomycota, Dothideomycetes, Dothideales, Saccotheciaceae. The transcript has a single exon. Gene Ontology annotation, molecular function: DNA binding.
GACGAGGGGCUCGCGGUGGAAGUAAUCGAUCCAACAGUGUAAUCAUGUCAGGCACUGUUGCAUGUGGAUUGCGCUGGCGCGUCUAAAGUGACAAGGGCGCGCAUUGUUUUAGCCGCCGCCAAUUCUGCCCAACUUGAUUCUGUCUCACGCGAGUGGAGAUAGCUCAUCAGGGUAGCUGCUUCUCAGCAGAAGUUCAAGCUCCCGGUCGCUCCUGCCUUUAGAGCAAUAAUCAUUCAGGAUGCCAUCUUCUCGCGAAGAAGAGCCUCGUCGGCGCAAGAAAUCUUACGACCGCGAUUCGCCCAAACCGGCUUCCAGGGACAAGGAUACCAAGGAGCGCCAUAAGUCAUCGGCCAGAAAGACGACCACCCGCAGACGCAGCGACGCAAGCAGGGAAUACAGCCCUUCACGCCCGGACAAAUCAACCCUGUCCGAACGGUCAUCGAAAAAGGUCACCAUGUUGAUUCCAGAGAUGGAGCGACGCUCGUCAAUCGGCGACAAGCGACCGCAAUCUUAUCCCAACUUUUCAAAAGCACAUAGCAGGGAAGCCGUCGCACCAGGCUCGGAGAGUGCCACCGAUGUGCACGACCAAAGACCUCGCACUCCAGCAGAUAUGGCCGACAACCCCUCGCGUGUUCCACCGAGCCCACCAUUGACCGCCGAUGAUCCGGAUCUGAGAAGAGCAAAGAGUGGAGGGAACAUGAGAAAACACACAGACAGAGUCAAGUCGGAAGCCGGUCUCAAUUCUAGAAGAAGUAUGGACAACGGUCUGCGGGUUAACAUGACGGGUUCUGCAGCAAGCAGUCGCCGGCCAUCCCCAUCAAGUGUGUCUGAGACUUCUGCUCCAAGUACUGGCUCGACCAAGUACAACAAGGCCCCUUCUCAGCCCGCUUCAAAUGUCAGCCAGACAACUGUUGAUUCACAAGCCACUUCGGUUGCUCCUGAGCGCAAGCCCCCUUCACGCCCUCCACCUGUUUCUGUCGGACAACACUAUUCUCCUCAAUCACGACCAGACUCCUCACCACGAACUCCCACACCGCAAGAUCAGACUUUCCCUUCAUUUGUCCAAAGGCCAAAAUCUACCCCUGGAAUCGAUGCGUUCCCCGUUGGUUACUCUCCUCGGUCUGCCCAUCCAGACUCUGUGGCUAUGCCCCCACCGCCACCGCCUCCACCGAUGGUUUUCCAUGAUACCCCUCGCGUUGAUUAUCUGCUGCAGAAUGGCGGAUUGCCGUACUUGAUAUCAAAGUCCAUUGUUCCAUCAGCCAACAACCAGCCUGUUCAAUCCUACGCACAAUAUCAAUCGCCGCGCAUACCUUCUGCAGUCGACGUCCAACAUGUCUUUGCUCCUGUGAGUGGUCGUCUUGAGGAUAUUGCAAAGGUUCUGUCCAAGAGUGGAUCUCUCGCAGUAGCUACAGGAUAUCGCUCCGUCGCUAGGAGAUUGCUGGACCGUCUUGAAGCCGUGUUUGCUCGCAGCAUCUCACACGAGCGCUGUCAGUGUGUCUUGUGCUUGAGAAUUGCCCAGACAACCUUGUCCGACGACGAAGACACGGGCAUUAGCUGGGGCGAGAUAUUGGAAUAUGUUGCUGGUCGCAGAGAACUACCACAGUGGCCUCCUUUUUCUCUGUCAUCCGAAAGCGCUGGCUUCAACCUCUCUGGUGUAGAACCCAUGCAAAAACUGGAUCCUGAUGUCCCGGAUGAGUAUCGUGCUCACUACAUCAAACAGAAUGCCAAAACCAAGCGAUCAGUCCAGGAUUGGCUCGUGAGACAGCCGGAUGCGCCCUCGAGUCCUCCGCAAGAAGUUGAUGACGAAACUUUGACAUUUGCCGUCCUCACGCAUAUUGAGCCCGAGCGACGACCGCUAUUCACGGCUCUCAUGAAAGGACUUUCGACUAUACCUUCUUCUCGAGCACCAACUCCUGCUAACGAACCGAAGAACGAAGUAUUGGCCAAGACUGCUGCAGCUCUGCAACGUCUGUAUCGUUUGCCACAACUGCCAAGAGAUCCAGAAUGUACUAUCUAUCUGCUCAACAAUCUGCAGCUGCACAGUAUGCUCGCCACGCUUGCCGCAGUGAGUGCUGGUGAGUGGGAUAUCCUAGUGUCUGGUCGAUUUGAUGGCUUCCUGUGGAGUGGUGCAGAGACAGUACCACCAUCCGCAGCCUACGGAUCAACCAUGGGGCCUAUGUCUCGUACAACGACCCCUUUCAGUGGAGGUGUGCCAUCCCGGAACACAACACCUUUUUCGCCUCUACGCAACGUCAUGUCUCCAGACCACACAGCCAACCUGUUUCCUUCUCGAGGUACAACACCGGCUCCUGGUAUGCCUGGCGGUGCUCCAGCUCCCGUCCAAAUGGAUGAAGAGACCGAGAUUGCUGUUCUUGCCCAAAUGGAGCGUGAGAUCUAUCGUGGCAUGGAGGCCUUGGAAGACCAAUUUGAAGUUCUGCACAGACAAGCUGAGGCUGUUAGACAGAGACUACGCGAGCGUAGUGCCGGACUCGCAAUGGCUGCUAAGGCGCGCAGAGGUUCCAUGGCGUCUGAUAUAGGAGUGAGAAUUGGCACACCUGGUGGACCAUGGGAUGAUGAACAACAAUCGAUCUUCGACGAUGGAAGAUCUGAAUUGGCACCAGACGACUCUGCGAGCAACAUCGACUUUGGCAGAAAAAGAAGAUCAAAGCGACAUGAUCGAAGAACACCCGCUGUACCAGAGGAGGAUGAGGGUGUAGAUCGUGAUUCAGGCAGGAGAAAGAGAUGAGAUAAUGAAAUCCCCACCAUGACGGAGUUGCGCACUCAAGAGCAAAAUAAAGCAAUUCGAAUACCGAGACGACCUCUGAGUUAAUGAAAAACAACACACACACAAGCCACACGACACCAUACCACUCAACGACAUAGAAUACCCACGCAAUGAUAACGCAUUGUUGAUGAACUACCGGAGAGGAGCAGAUAGAUCGGAGUUACCUUUUCACUCUGCAACUGUAUCUCCCUCAUGCAUAGCUUUUUGGAACCAAAUCAUUUCUCAUACUUUUCAAGCAUAGCGGGAAUGGGGAUGAGUAGCGGAGUUGGAGCGAAGCCAGGCGAAUGUGUAUUUUUCCGUUCAAUCUUAGGUUUUUAUCAUUCAUGAUAGCUAUGAAAUGCCUAGUGCAACAAAAUCGGUGAUCAUGAUAAUAUUG